AUGACAACAGUUGACCCGCUUUCGCGCGGCGAAAUCAUCCAGCAACUGGACGGCACCUACGAGUUGUUCUCCCUGCCUACGGACGAGGACACUCUGCGCGGCAUUCUGGAGGACUGCCUGGCCGAAUGGGAGCACGUCCGAAUCGGCAUGCUGGUGCCCGGGGCGGUGUGGGAAAUCAAGCCUCCCUGCCAACCGCGUACCGGAUUCCUGGACGGCUACAUUACUGUGGACUUCCAGGAGUGGCACCUGCACCUGUGCAUUGGCGAGUCGAAAGCGGCGCCGCCGGAAACGGUCCGGCUGCGGCGCACUGCCCGCGCCGAACUUUAUCGCCGCCUAAACCCUGACCACCAGCCCACUUCCUGGGGGUUCCGCCUCUUCAACGGCGGCGGCCAGCAGCAGAUUACCGUCCUGUUGCCCAAUCCCCACCUAGAUGAAGAGCAAAACUACAUGGACAGUCCAGACUGGGACCGGCUGUACCUGUGGGACCGGCUGAGGGAGAAAUACCUUUCCCAAGGCUACGAUCCGGUAGACCGCUCGGCCUCCAGGUUCUUCCAUGGCUGA
Molecule: messenger RNA, 561 nt
Organism: Geodia barretti
Lineage: Eukaryota; Metazoa; Porifera; Demospongiae; Tetractinellida; Geodiidae
Source: the annotation of a GenBank genome assembly